Molecule: messenger RNA, 1191 nt
Organism: Aegilops tauschii subsp. strangulata
Lineage: Eukaryota; Viridiplantae; Streptophyta; Magnoliopsida; Poales; Poaceae
Source: RefSeq, a predicted model, not a curated record
AUGCCUCCAGGAAGGUCAACGACGGCCACAGCCGCCGCCAUCACUGGUCACGGCACAAGACCGGGACAGGGUCUUCACCCAAGCUCCCACACCACCUCAGCCACACAUCAUCCCGCACCGGCACCAGCGAGCCCACCAACCACCACCACCAUCGGAGCUGCCCAACGACGAAUCAGCAUCACCCACAGCUGGGGCGCUCUUCGCCGACAACCCGGGCCCCCGACCCGCACAUCACCAGGGCGUCCUCGCGACGUCCUGCCGCGCCCCUCGCUGCCGAAGCCGCCGCCCGAGCCCGCCCCCGCACCACAGGGCUGGCAGGCUCGUCCACGCAUCGCCACACAGCCUCCCUCGAGGAAGUGCAGCCACGCCUCCACCGGCCGCAGAAGAGAAGUUGCGCGCCGCCCGUCCCGUGCGACGCCGCCGCGUCGCCGUCCUCACUCGUGGCACACCGCCGCUGCCACGAGCCUGCAGACGCCGGCCGGAACAGCCGUGUCCCGACCAGCCUGCCCCCCCCACGGUGGCCCGCCGCAAGGCCUGCCUGCGCCGGCGAGCCGCCGCGCCCCACGCGCGCCUCCCACCGCCAUCCCACGCGGACCACAGGCGCCGCUCGUCGCCGUGCCAGAUCCGCGCCCGGCCGCGCCCGCCCACAGCACCGUGGCGCCAGGAAGCAGCGGCACCUGCGAGACGCCACCUCUGCGCCGACCGGCCGGCCACCAUCUCCGUGCCGACGGGCCAAACGCCGCUGCCCGACCCGAGCUCGGCCCCCAGAUCCACCGCGAGUCAACGCCCCGCCUCGAGCGCACGCGAGAACCAGCAGAAACGCACGGCGGCCUCCUCGGGUGGCGGCGAGGCGACUCAGCGACCCCACCGCCGGCCUCCGCCCUCUGCGCACCGGCGACCUCCCCUCCCCUCCUCUCCCUUCCCUUCCCUUCCCCCAUAUCGAGAAGGGAGGCCAUGGUGCUCCCGACACGGCUGGAUCCAGACCAAGCCCGUGGGGUUCCAGCUCGACCUCCUCGCAGCGACCACGGCGGCGGGAUCCGCGGAUCCAUGGCCACGGCGGUGCGAGCGCGCAGACGCAGCCUUGAGAAGGGAGGAGGCAGGGCGGCCAUGGCGUUCCCGCCGCAGCCGGGUCACUGGCUCCACCACGAGCUCCUCGCAGUUGUCAGUGACGACGGCGACUCCGAACCCUAG